GUUAGAGGAAGCAUAUUCAGUCGACUUGAAACAAAAGCCAACUCUUGCUUUUGAUGAAACGUCGAGAUAAUUAAUGACACAUCGGUGAUUCCAAACGCUUACUAAUCCUGUUAUUCACAAACAAAAGUAAUUCCCAUGCUGGGAGGCGGCAUCCUUCCAGGAGAGUAACUGUCAACUCACACUAUCAUGAGACCUACGUCUUGUCUUCCCUGUAAGUUAACUGAGCGUAGGCCAAAGAAUUAUGUAGUGCUACAUGCUCCUCAAGAAAAGUAAUAGCCUAUCUUUAUGAAGCAUGGAAAUCAGCGUUAAAUUAAGCUACACUACCUAAAUAGUCCAACGAACAAGUCACACAAACGCUCUAAAGAAACCGUAACGAACAAGUGAAGUCUGAAACCACAAAGGCGCAAACCGGUUUUUUCAAGCAGCUUCUGAAUUUCAAAAUCCCACUAACUGGAGAGUGGAAGACACAUAAAACCAAAAUACAAAUAGGCUUUAUUACUGAUUUAAUUGCAAACAUUUCCAGAUGAAAAUGGCAAAAAACGUUUUAAAAUACUUAAGCCAUUCGUACCCAUAAUCCUAGGGGGUAACCAAACAAACUACGAUCGGAAGAAACAAAAACGGAAGCGUUCAGGUAUGUAACAAACAUUCGUCGGUAAAUAUCGCGGUAACAAUGUUUGGACCGAAUUUUAGUAUGAAUUAUGUAGUUUAUUAUUCAUGGACACUCAUGCAUGGUAUCAUGUCGACAGUAAAUUUAUGCAAACUCAUAUUAUUAAGAUUGCAAUACAAUUAGGUAUUCCCAUAAUGCUUUAAAAAAUUUCGUCCAUUUUCGGAGAUUUCGAGCGAAGAAACCGCGACGGCGCAGACUAAAAUAUUACUACGAUUCCCAGAAUAUUUUUCCUUAAAAUCGGCAUUAAAAGUAAUCACAAUUGAAUAAUAAGUUAAUGAAGGUAUCAAGUGGUGUGUGAGUACAUAAUAUUAAAUUACUGCUAAUGAGAUACGCAAUUUAAAUAGGAUGCGAAACAGAGAAAAAUACACCAAUGUUCUCACGGCCUACACCUGGUGGCCUCCCAUAGAGUUCUUUCGUGAGACCGACACAUCAUCGAAAUAAGUUACGUAACUCAAAUUCAUAUAUUUCAAGAGGAAUGAUAAAAUCUAAGUCCUCAGUAAAUGUCGACAGCAGUUUGGUUUGAUUCAGGAGAGAGAGAGAGAGAGAGAGAGAGAGAGAGAGAGAGAGAGAGAGAGAGAGAGAGGUGAGGAAAGUUUGUUGGCACGAGCUGAUAACAAAGUAACAUAAAUUGGCAACUAUAUACCGUAGAUAUCAUACAUACGUAAUACCUUCAUCACUUAUCUAUUCCUCUUCGCCUUAAGCUGCAUAGUUACUUAUAAAACAGCAGGUAUUUGGAGCCUUCUGUUUCUCACGGUAAAAAAAAAAGAUGAGACGUUAAAGAAGAGGAAAGAUAGACUCAUCAGUCUUUCAGUGUCGAAGGCUCGUAGAAUACACGAAGCUCGCUUAGAUCUACGGCGACGUUUGAAAUUUCAAAGAAACAUGUCGAAAAAUUCGAUCAUUCUGACCAUUUUAUGCGUUUGGUUGACAGGUACCCUAAGCCUGCCCAAAGAAUGCAUGCCCGGGUAUUUCAUGUGUGACACAGGGUUAUGCAUCCCAGACUACUUAGUAUGUGAUGGCGUCUACGAUUGCACUACAGGCUACGAUGAGUUGGAUUGUGGUUUGACAACAUCUCAGUUACAAGAGUGCUUUCAAGGAUACUUCCAAUGCGCCAACGGCCUUUGCAUACCGGACUUCCUGGUCUGCGACGGAGUCUACGAUUGCGUUACUGGAAGCGACGAAGUCGGCUGUCCACCCAAGAACGAAACCCGUAGGCCGUAGGCCUAGUGAAACAGAACACCCACUGAAGAAAAUACUUUUGAGUCAGCUGUACAUUUCUGUUUGCUUUCAAGGACGCUCUGUGGCUACCGUUAACAAAAUUGUGCUGUUUUUAAACCUUUAUGUACGUUGUUGCAUAGUUUCAAGCUCACAUGAAAAGUUUAACGUUAGUUAGCUAUACUUCACUGAGCUGAGAGCUUUUUUUUUCGUAAGUGUGACAACAAAUGUUUUGUCAUUAAUACUGUAAAAACCACACAUUGGGGGUUUAAGAUUACUAAAUAGUGCCAAAAAUACACUUAUAAAACGUGCAAACGUCUGCCUAUAGACUUUUGUAAGCUUAAACGGUACUUCUUAGCUGAUAUCUAAAUUAUAGUACUAAUCUUUUAAGCUAAUU
This is a messenger RNA of Macrobrachium nipponense, 2276 nucleotides long. Its product is annotated as low-density lipoprotein receptor class A domain-containing protein 3-like. Gene Ontology annotation, molecular function: protein binding. The transcript is spliced from 3 exons. Gene Ontology annotation, cellular component: plasma membrane. The record is from RefSeq and is a predicted model, not a curated record. Lineage: Eukaryota; Metazoa; Arthropoda; Malacostraca; Decapoda; Palaemonidae. The coding region runs from base 1547 to 1885 and encodes 112 amino acids.